Molecule: messenger RNA, 984 nt
Organism: Uncinocarpus reesii 1704
Lineage: Eukaryota; Fungi; Ascomycota; Eurotiomycetes; Onygenales; Onygenaceae
Exons: 2
Coding region: 1-984 (327 amino acids)
Biological process (GO): mitochondrion organization; lipid homeostasis
Cellular component (GO): mitochondrial outer membrane
Source: RefSeq, a predicted model, not a curated record
AUGGGCGAGCCAGACGACACACCUUCUUUCCACCUUCAUGAGCUGGAACCAGUACCAGACGAGGACGUGCUCUCGAAUCUCGAAAACGGACAAUACACCCCCAAACCUCGAACCAACAGCUUUAAUGCGCGGCAGAAUGCGCGCGGCGCGCGGUUAGGACUGAGCGGUCAUACCUGGGAGUAUUGGUUUUCGCAAGUCCAAAAGUACUCUACCUAUCCGCCCUCGAUUUUCUUUGGGUUGCACCUUGUCAAUACCUCUUUAAUCCCUCUAGCAACUCGAUCUGUCGCGGCCAGCGAGACAUACCUACUUCUCACUCGCCCAAUUUAUCAAGCUCCUAUCCUUGAGCCGGUGUUACUGACCUUGCCGAUUCUUGCCCACGUUGCCUCCGGAGUAGCCCUAAGGUCCAUUCGACAAGCUAGGCGAGCUAAGCUUUAUGGCGCAGAGACACCUCAGCAGCGUAAGGCACUGAAAGUUGCCAACCUCCCUAGCAUACAAGCAAGAUUGGGAUAUCUCCUGGUCCCGUUUUUAGGAAUCCAUGUGCUAAUCAACCGCAUUGGACCAUGGUAUGUUGACGGAGGCAGUUCUAGCGUCGGGCUUGGUUAUGUUGCCCAUGGACUCGCCAGGUCACCUUGGACUAUAGGAACAUGGUAUGUCGCAUUCGUUGGAAUUGGAGUGUGGCAUUUUAUUGGCGGCUGGGCCUGGUGGAUGGGUUGGAGGGAAGCUGCGGCAUUGGAUAAGGAACGUGAAAAACGACUCGGUGCUACAGGAGGCUAUCUUGGGAAUGCGAAGCAGGUCAAAGCCCUGCAGAAACGAAAACGACGAACAUGGAUUAUCACGGGACUUGUGCUCGCUGGGAGUGGAUUAUGGCUUGCUGGAGGCCUAGGUGUAGUUGGUAGAGGAGGUUUUGGGAGCGGAUGGGAAGCUAAGACGUGGGACAACAUAUAUUCCCAAAUACCGCUACUUGGGCCGUAUCUGGUGAGCUGA